GCGCAGGGUAAGGCGGGGAGCUGGCCCCGCGUUUGCGCUGCGCGGCGCCUUGCGGGCCGGGGGAAGCCACUCGCUGGAGCUGGUGUGGCAGCCGCGGGAGGCGUGUGUCUCCAGGCUGUCGCCUGUGCCGGAGGCCGCCCCAGCCCUGCGUGACUCACGGCGGCCGGGCUCGGCGCUCGGUGCUCGCGGCGCGGGAUUUCCAGCGCAGCCAGGCGGAGCGGAGCCCGAUGCGGUGGAUGGCUGCGUGGCUGCUGGAGAAGCGGAGGCGGCGGCGGUGCCUGACCCAGCCGCCCUCCCUGGCCCCCAGCAGGGACAUGGCCGCAUGCUGAGCACUGCCCGGCGGCGGCCGGAGCCUGGCCGGAGGGAGUCCUGCGCAGCGCCGUGCGUCCGGGGUCCCUUGGCCGGCGGCGAGCGGCUCUCCUUCCUUCUCCGCGGUUGCGAGAUCAGACCAGUGCUCCAUCUAGUCUUGUAUCCUGUCUCUGAUGGUGGCAAGUAUUGGAGGCUUCAGGGGAAGGUGUAAACAUCCAAAGUGAACAGUUGUGGAUAUCCUCCCCACAGGCUACCCUGUCUAAAGGAACCAUCAUCCAUGUUAUGCCACUCUCCAGGUUUGCUGGAUGCCUGCACGUAAAAGAGAAAGGUUGAGAUUUGCCAAGACUUGGCAUGACGGUCCUUAGGUCCUGAACCAACAUGGCAGCUGGAGAGUCCCCUCCCACAGGAGGCGUCUUCAUCAACCUGCAGCAGGACAGCGAUAAUGCUGAGGAGGCCUUUCCCCCCGCCGAGGACGAUGAGGAUUUGGAUAAGACCUUGUCAAUCAAGAGGUUUGGGGACCUGAUAAGCAAGUCAGCAUCAAGGGAUCUGGAAGAGCAGAGACGCAACUACAGUGAGAGAGAUUUUGAAUUCCAUCGCCAAACCUCCCACCAUAUCCACCAUCCCCUUUCCACCCACCUGCCUCCUGCCCUCAAGUUCCAGAAGAGGUUCCCCCAUGCCAACCGGAGGAAGAGAAGAAAGAGAAAAAAGAAAAAAACCUCGGUGCCCCCCUCGGACAUCACUCCCACCAUCCAGGAAGUGGAGGAGGAGGAGGGGGACAAGGAGGAGGAGGAGGGGGAUGAGGAGGAGGAAGGAGAGUCGGAGGCAGAAGAGGCCCUGGAGAAAGAGGUCUCACCAGCGUCAGAGACAGAGGCUCAUGAGAAGAGGGACAAUCCUAAGCCUGAGCCCCCUAGCAAACCAAAGUUCACUAUUGGGAGUGACGAUGAAUCCUGCGGUGCCUUGGCCUCUGCACGGUUCCAUGUGGAGAAGGAGUGUGGCAUCAUGUCCCCGAUGCCACACCGCGCUGACCUGCUGCUGGAGACGGGCCCGGCCUCUCUCGGCAGCCUCCCGGAGCCCAGAGAAUGUUCGUCUCGGGGAUGGGACAGGCGCAAGCCCUGGAGCCAGGUGGUGAGCGGGCAGAGGGUGAGUUAUGACCUGAAGGAGCGGAUGUGCAUCGGCAGUAUGACCACUCUGGAGAGUGCAGUGUACCAGCGCGUCCCCACCGAUGAGGCUGAGGCCCAGAUGCUGGCGUCUGCUGACCUGGACGACAUGAAAAGCCACCGCUUUGAAGAUAACCCUGGUGUGAGGCGGCAUCUGGUGAAGAAACCAUCUAGGAACCAGAGCACCAGAACCAGCAGGAAGAUGGUGUCAACCCCGUCUGUCAAGAAGAAGAAGAAGAAGAAGAAGCUGGACAGGCGGCCCCAUGAGGUGUUCGUGGAGCUGAACGAGCUGGUCGUAGAUAAGAACCAGGAGAUGCACUGGAAGGAGACAGCACGCUGGAUCAAGUUUGAGGAGGAUGUGGAGGAGGAAACAGCACGGUGGGGGAAGCCUCAUGUAGCCUCACUAUCCUUCCGCAGCCUACUGGAGCUCAGGAAGACCAUUGCUCACGGUGCAGUGCUGCUGGACCUGGAGCAAACCACCCUUCCUGGCAUCGCUCACCUCGUGGUGGAGACCAUGAUUAUCUCUGACCAAAUCAAAGGGGAGGACAGAGCCAACGUGCUGCGUGCCCUUCUGCUCAAGCACAGCCACCCCAAUGAUGAGAAGGAGGGGUUCUUCCCCCGAAACCACUCCAGCUCCAGUAUGAAUUCGAUAGUGGGGAACCACCAUCACAACCACAACCACACGGCCGACACAUGCAUGCCGCUGAUGGGUGAGGAGCGCAUCGAGAUGCUGGACCCCAGAGCCCAGGACUUGGAGUGCAAAGAGAAAAAUCUGCAUCUGCACAGUUCCGAGGGGCAUCGCGGCAAAUAUCUGAAACUGAUGGAGAAGAUUCCUGAUGAUGCUGAGGCGUCCGUGGUCCUCGUGGGCUGUGUGCAGUUCCUUGAACAGCCCACUAUGGCUUUUGUCCGGCUGAAUGAGGCUGUCUUCCUGGAAUCUGUCCUGGAGGUCCCAAUUCCGGUCAGGUUCAUCUUUGUCCUGCUGGGACCCAGUCAGGCCAACGUCGAUUACCAUGAAAUUGGACGGUCCAUUUCUACCCUGAUGUCUGACAAGCUCUUCCAUGAGGCUGCGUACAUGGCUGACGACCGCCAGGACCUCCUCAAUGCCAUCAACGAAUUCCUGGACUGCAGCAUUGUCAUCCCCCCGUCAGAAGUGGAGGGGAAAGACUUGCUCAGGUCUAUCGCUACCUUCCAGAAAGAGUUACUGAGGAAGAGGAAGGAGAGGGAGCAGAAGAAGUCCACGAAGGAAGGGGUUGUCCAGGAAGCUAAAGAGCUGUGUGAAGUGAAGGCUGAGGAGGAAGAGGAGGGGGAUGCUGAGGACGACCCAUUGAGACGAACCGGCAUUUGUUUUGGAGGUCUGGUUCAGGACAUAAAGCGCAGGUACCCCAAAUAUCUCAGUGACAUCAGAGACGCCUUGCACAGCCAGUGCCUUGCAGCCGUUCUCUUCAUCUACUUUGCUGCUCUCUCUCCUGCCAUCACCUUCGGGGGACUCCUAGGAGAGAAGACAGAGGGUCUCAUGGGGGUCUCGGAGCUGAUCAUCUCCACCUCAGUUCUGGGGAUCCUGUUCUCCCUGCUUGGAGCUCAGCCGCUCCUUGUCAUUGGUUUCUCGGGGCCCCUUCUGGUAUUUGAAGAAGCUUUUUUCAAGUUCUGCCAGAGCCAAGGCAUCGAGUACCUGACGGGCAGAGUGUGGAUUGGCCUGUGGCUCAUUGUCUUCAUCUUCAUCAUUGUGGCAGCUGAAGGCAGCUUCCUGGUGCGAUACAUCUCGCCCUUCACACAGGAGAUCUUUGCCUUCCUCAUCUCCCUCAUCUUCAUCUACGAAACCUUCUAUAAACUGUACAAGGUGUUUGCAGAGCAUCCUUUGCUGAAGUUUUACCCGCCGAGUUUGCAGAGUGGCUUGAAUGCCAGCACGCUCUCUGUUGAUGCCAUGUCUCUGGGAACCAGGAUGCAGCCCAAUACUGCCCUCCUCUCACUUAUCCUCAUGCUGGGCACCUUCUUCAUCGCUUUCUUUAUGCGCAAGUUCAAGAACAGCCGUUUCUUAGGAGGCAAGGCUCGACGGAUCAUUGGAGACUUUGGAAUCCCCAUCUCGAUCCUGGUCAUGGUCUUGGUGGAUUACACCAUCACAGACACGUACACACAGAAGCUGAAUGUUCCCACUGGGCUGUCAGUCACGUCUCCCCAGAAGCGCGGCUGGUUCAUUCACCCCCUGGGCAGCCGACAGGCCUUUCCCAUGUGGAUGAUGUUUGCCUCAGCCAUCCCUGCACUCCUGGUCUUCAUCCUCAUUUUCAUGGAGACCCAGAUCACCACCCUGAUUGUCAGUAAGAAGGAGAGGAAGCUCCUGAAAGGCUCUGGUUUCCAUCUGGACCUGCUGCUCAUCGGUACCAUGGGCGGCCUCUGCGCGCUGUUCGGGCUCCCUUGGCUGACUGCUGCCACCGUGCGCUCGGUCACCCACGUCAAUGCCCUGACCGUCAUGAGCAAGGCCAUCGCUCCGGGGGAGAAGCCGAAGAUCGAGGAGGUGAAGGAGCAGCGUGUGACAGGAGUUGCAAUCGCUGUCCUCGUCGGGUUGUCCAUUGUGAUGGGCAACAUGCUGCGCCGGAUCCCCCUGGCCGUGCUCUUCGGGAUCUUCCUCUACAUGGGGGUCACGUCUCUCACCGGCAUCCAGCUCUACGAGCGUCUCCUCCUCAUCUUCAUGCCAUCCAAGCACCACCCGGAUCACGUCUACGUUGUCAAGGUGAAGACCUGGAGAAUGAACCUCUUCACCUGCAUUCAGCUGGCCUGCAUCGUGGUGCUCUGGGUGGUGAAAUCAACAGUGGCCUCUUUAGCUUUCCCCUUUGUCCUGAUUAUGACGGUGCCCUUACGACGCUUCCUGCUGCCCCGCUUCUUUCAGGACCGGGAGCUCAAAGCCCUGGACUCAGAGGACGCAGAGCCGAACUUUGACGAAGAUGGCCGGGACGAGUACAAUGAGAUGCACAUGCCUGUGUGAGCGGCUCCACCCCCUCCCUGUGGAAAGCUGCUCGUUCCCACGCGUUUUCCCUGGCUAAGGACCAAUCAGAAUGGCUUUGAACUUACUACACGUCAGAUGUUUUCCUGUCUGGACCAAAGAGCAGCUGUGUCGGAACCCUGGAGGAAGGUGGGCAGGGCCGUUCCUGCCCCCACCCGCACAGUGGAAGCGUGAGCCUGUCUCCACCUGGACCCAGCGGGAGACGCUUCUCACAUCCAGAGUCUCUGUAGGGGCCUACACUCCCUUUGGUCAUGGGUCUCCCUCACUGGAGACUGGGGUUGCAUUGGUAUGUGGGUUAGCAAAGAGGGGCCAUGCAGCUGGGAGCCACCACCUCCCAUCCACUCACCUCAGAGCUCUGGUUCCUCCAAAUGCCAGCCCAAGCUCCACGUUCUGUGGAGUCUGAGGGAGGCAUGGGCCCCACACAGAGUCCCAGUCUCGGUGCCCGGCUGGACUCUGCCUGCGCAGGGCAAGACUCGUCUGCUCUGCCGCCCCCAGCUGGGCUGCCCAGCUGCCUUAGCGGGCACACAAGUGGGCUCCUUGCACGACUCCCUGUCAUGGGCUACUUUGCACCUCAGACUGCCCUGCCUGGUUUCUAACAGAGCUCCUGUGCCAUCCUGGGCUGCAGAAUGUCCUAUACAGCGGGGCCAGGAUUAGGGCAACUCAGGAGCCUGUGUCCAGUCUGCCCCAAGCUCUCUGUGUCCCAGCUGCAGGCGGUUUCCCUGUGGAUAGGCAGGGGCUUCCGCUCUUGAGCUUCAAGGAGUUCAAAUCCCAUCCCCCUGCCUGCCCGAGUCCAUUCCUGGUGCCUGCCCUCCCUGCUGAUCGCUCCAAGUUGUAUUUCUGGGGUGGAGGGGUCUGAGGUCAUGGGCAGUCCCACAGUAACCAGCUGUGAUGUGUGUUAAGGAUUGUGAUGUCUACAAGGGAAGGAGUGGCAGGAGGAGGGGCCUCCUAGAGCAGGCAGGGCUGAGAGGGCUUCCAGAGGAAGUGUCUCCCACUGAGCAUGCGGCGGGGUUGUAGCCAUGUCAGUCCCAGGAUAUUAGAGACACAAGGUGCAGGAGGGAACUUUUAUGGGACCAACUUCAGCUGGUGAGAGAGCAGCUUAGGAGCUUACACAGAGCUCUUCUUCUGGUCGAAAGCUCCUUUCUCACCAACAGGGGCAGAUCUAAUAAAAGAUGUUCCCUCCCCUACCUUGUCUCCCACUACAUGGCAUUUUGCCCACAUGGGCUGCAGCCAGCAGCAGGCAUCCACAGCACUGGUGUUGGGGUCACCAGGACACAGAGCCUCCACCACAGUGACUGGGCCACCCAUGCCCUGGUGCCUGGGUUGCUGUGGCUCCCCACCUCUCCUAUUCCCAUACCUGGGCCACCCACAGUGACUGGAGCCAGAGCCCCUGGUACCCAGGCCUGUCCCUGGGCAACCCUGAAUGUCUUCACAUCUGGAAGGCCUGAGGUCUCUCCAGAUAUCAGGGUCUGAAGCCUCAAGUGGGUUACUGCCUGGGCCCUUUAGAGCCCAGCUCUCCCUGCAGCUCUCGCCAGCUCUGCUGAGGAGAUCACCAGCGGUGCUCAUGGCCUGUAGUAGGGUAACCUGGCAGCUGCCAUGGAGCCCGAAGGUCACCAGUACCAAUGCUCGGUGGGGCAGGAGGCCCUGAUGUGACAAAGUCAGAGAAGGCAGGCGCCCCAGCCCCUCCACACAGGCAUCAGAGGAAGGGGGGACUUUGUGGUGCAGGCGCUGGCCUGGGAGUCCGGCCUCCACCAGAACUUCCUGUGGGACCUCAGCAAAUCCACUGACUCUCCCUGCCUCAGUUUCCUAUCUGUGAAAUGGGGCUGAUCCUUCCCUACCUCACGCAUGGGAGUGCUCACUAUGGUGUGGGAGGCUCAGACACUAUGGCCACAGGGCCACAUGGAUACCCAGCCAGGUGGAGGGGAGCCUUCAGAGCCAGGGUCCUGCUCCCGCCAGGCCACAGCCUGGCACAUCAACAGCCCUUGUGAUGCCAGUGAAGCCUCCUGGUUAGGAGAUGUGUGUGUGUGUCUGUCUGUCUGUCUGUCUGUGGCUGCAUGUCCUGUCCCUGUGUAGUGUAGGAGGCCUGCUGUUGCUGCAUCCCUGCCAGCCUGGCUGUGCAUUGUGACUCCUCUACCUGUAGUGGAAACGGCUGCACCAAUAAACCCUUCACAGGAACUGAA
Molecule: messenger RNA, 6638 nt
Organism: Chelonia mydas (Green sea turtle)
Lineage: Eukaryota; Metazoa; Chordata; Testudines; Cheloniidae
Gene: SLC4A3
Product: solute carrier family 4 member 3
Exons: 24
Coding region: 688-4443 (1251 amino acids)
Biological process (GO): transmembrane transport; regulation of intracellular pH; monoatomic anion transport
Cellular component (GO): plasma membrane
Molecular function (GO): monoatomic anion transmembrane transporter activity; solute:inorganic anion antiporter activity
Source: RefSeq, a predicted model, not a curated record